GUCGGCAGCCGGGGUGAAAGCCGGUUUCUGGUGGGGCUGGUGCCAGUGUCCCGGGGAAAAUGAAGUGGCACUGAAAUGAGAGAGUUCCAUAAAUUGCUUUGGGCGGGCCGGUGUUGUAUUCUGAUUUGGUAAUGCUGGUAUCCUUCGUUUGCAGCAGUUUUUGAGAGGCUAUCACCAUGUCGACCAGAAGGCUGAAAAAUGAAGACUACAAUGAUUAUAGCUCAAUGGAAAACAGCCCGGACAAUGACAGCUCGUCACCUGACAUCUCAGAAGCACAACAAAAUCUGGGCAAUUACCAGCGUCUAAAUGAAAAUGCAGGCACCACGUGUAUACAGACAUUAAUUCACUUGUUGAAAGGCAACAUCGGAACAGGGCUACUUGGCCUUCCUCUGGCAGUGAAGAAUGCGGGUAUUGUGCUCGGUCCAAUCAGCUUGGUUAUCAUGGGAGUGGUGGCUGUGCAUUGUAUGCAAAUGCUGGUUAAAUGCAGUCGCCAUCUAAGUGUUAGAUUAAAUAAGCCAUUUCUGGAUUAUGGCAAUGUUGUGAUGUGCAGUUUGGAAGAAUCCCCCAACUCGUGGCUCCAGAAGCGUUCGAAUUUUGGAAGGUGGUUUGUGGAAUUCUUCUUGAUUCUAACCCAGCUGGGGUUCUGCUGUGUUUACUUUGUAUUUCUGGCUGACAACAUUAAGCAGGUUGUGGAUGCAGCAAAUGUUACCACUAAUGACUGCAGUCGAAACAUCUCAAGUGUUGGAUAUGGAAGCAUGGACAGCCGCCUGUAUAUGCUGAGCUUUCUGCCUUUCAUCAUUCUGUUGGUCUUCAUUCAAAACCUGAAGUAUCUGGCUCCUUUGUCAAUGCUAGCCAAUUUAGCUAUGCUUCUGAGCCUUAUUUUGAUUUAUAUCCACCUCUUCUCACAUUUUUCACAUACGAUGGAUCUACCAAAAGUUGGUGAUUGGAAAUCUUUUGCAAUGUUUUUUGGAACAGCUAUAUUCGCAUUUGAAGGCAUUGGUGUGGUGCUUCCACUUGAAAACCAGAUGCAGAGACCACAUAAAUUUCCAACAAUUCUGUAUUUAGCUAUGUCAAUUGUGAUAACUUUGUAUGUAAUCACUGGAGUUCUGGGAUACAUUUGCUUUGGAGCUGACAUUAAAGGAAGUGUAACCCUCAAUCUGCCACCUUGCUGGUUGUAUCAGUCGGUGAAGAUUUUGUAUUCUUUCGGAAUCCUCAUAACCUAUGCCAUCCAGUUUUUUGUUGCAGCAGAGAUUCUCGUCCCCUUUGCGGUAGACAGGGUUUCUGAACGCUGGAAGCUGUGUGUCAGCUUGGUAGCUCGAAGUGUUCUCGUCAUCCUCACGUGUCUCUUGGCAAUCCUGAUACCCCGUUUGGAAAUUGUAAUCUCAUUAGUUGGGUCAGUUAGCAGUAGCACACUGGCUUUAAUCGUCCCUCCUCUUCUCGAAAUUACCACGUUCCAAAGCGAAGGUAUGAGCUGGUGGAUCGUUGCCAAAAACAUCUUGAUCAGCCUGGUGGGCUUCUUAGGAUUUUUGGUGGGAACCUAUGUGUCCAUUGGACAGCUGAUCUUUCAAACAGUACCUAUGACCAAUGUGACAAUUAAUCACUAAAGUUAGUUAGGUUUUACUCUCUUGCUUUGUGUCCUAAAUCAUAUGGAUUUGUUUUCUGAAGCACUUUACUGUGAGUUCUGUGCAGGUUAAUAUGUAACAGUUUACACAUGAUGUUGUAUUUUUAAGGCAGGAGCAAAUGUUAUUUUUGGAGAAAAUGCACAUGGUUUUAUUCUCCUGAUUUUAGCUUUUGACAGUUGUAGAUGAAAAUGCCCAUGCUCAUAACUCUAACAGUAUCCUGCAGAAAACUGAAAAUUAUGCAGAAUGGGUAAUGCGUAGAGCAGGGAAUGAAAUUGUGGUUGCUCACUCAAUUUAAAAUGGGCAUUUGCAUGUUUUUAAUCUGAGGAGAAGUGGAUUGUCUCAAUUUGUUUCUCCGUGCUUGAAUUUUAAUGAGGAAGUUGAUUAUCAGUGUAUCUAGAUAUCGGGUCUUUUUGCGGUAGCUAUUACAAUUUAGUUUUAGUGUGAUGGAAAAUACUGUUUAACACAAUAGUUCCGUAUCUGUUGCAGCCUUUAGUUUAGAAACACAUUUCAAAUGCCAAAAGGGAUUUCAAUUUCCAUGAAUCAGGAGCAGAAAGUGGCCACUUCUAGGCUAACCUCUUAGUUUAGUCCAUUAAGGGAUAGCUAAAUAUCCAAGGAAAAUCAGAUUCAGACCCUUAUUUCUUGAUUUACUAAAUCAAGCAAAGUCGUGCUCUUUCAUUCUCAAUUCCAUACUGAAUUUGGGAUAGAGUGUAUCCAUUUCCUAACCUCUACUGGCAGGGAACAUGAUAAUUAAAAAAAUGAAAUACGAGUAAUUUUGUUGGGGGGGGGGAACGGGAGCUAGAUGCAGACAAGCAACUUGUCCCUCUACCACAAAGGAAUCAGGUUGACAAAUUAUUCAUUUUUAAUUUUACAUAUUCAUGUAAAGUGAAUUAGGUGUGGCUAUUUUUCAGCAUUUCAAAAUCUAGCCUAAUCCAGAACUGUCAUAUGUCAAUCUGGAGUGAAUUCUGUCAUAACUCCUGAAGCUGAUUUCUGGUUGAACUUCUGUGCUGUGUAUUCAGUUUUUAUUAUGAGCCAUUUUUGAUCAUUGGUAAUUCAAUGUUAGGACAUAGAGCACAUGGACAUAAUUUCAUAUCGAGAUAAAUUAGUUAAGAGCUCCAAAAUUUUCAAAUUCAAAUGUUAUUGAACAUUGCCAAGCUCUCAGGCACACACCUGAGAAAUUUUAUUCCAUUAUGGAAAUAAAAAAUCAAGGUUUCAAGACAAAUAGUGAAAUAAAGUCCUUUGUACAGUGGGAAAAAUUUGGUUAAGAUGAUAGACCUUAAAACACUGAGUGCAGACUUGGGCCAUUCGGCCCAUCACGUUGAUUCUGCAGGUUUCUGCCAGUUUUAAAUUCUGACUCCAUGGUGCAAUAUUGUUUACACAAAUGGUAGACAAGCCUUUUUGUUGCAGUAAGUGAAACAUUGGGAGAGUAAGUGGAAUUUGCAUAGAUACAGAAGUGGGUUUAUACAACAUGUCUACUGCAACACUUCUGGCUGAUAGAAAAUUAGAUCCUCCAUAAUUUUGAUUGUAUUGUAUGUAGAGAUUUCAUAUUUUUGCACCUCAUUCAAAUGACACUCUCAAAACUACUUGUGUAAACUCAAAAAUGAAUUGCAUUUGGAGAGCAGCUUUUUGAUGUACCAAAUCAUCCCAAGGCACUUUGCAAGACCUUUACCUGAAAACAAAAUGAGGCAAAUUUUGUAGAAUGUUGCGUGCUGCGCUAUUAAUGUUAUGUGAUGUAAGAAUUAUACAAGUGUUGUAGGUACUUUAAUGUAGACUGUGGCUUUAGCCACAACUUAUUAUAAAUUAAUCUGAGUGUAUAAAACUUACUGUGCUUGGGUGCUAUACAGACUACUAUAAUAAAAAUGCAGAUUUCUUUAUCACAAACAAGAGAAAAUCGGCAGAUGCUGGAAAUCCAAGCAGCGCGCACAGAAUGCUGGAAGAUACAAUAGGGUCUUGUAAGAGACUCUCAGAUAAGUACAUGGAGCUUAGAAAAAUAGAGAACUAUGUGGUAGGGAAAUUCUAGGUAGUUUCUAGAGUAGGUUACAUGGUCGGCACAACAUUGUGGGCUGAAGGGCCUGUAAUGUACUGUAGAUCUCUAUGUUUCUAUGAUGCUGCCUUGCCUGUUGAGUUCCACCAGCAUUCUGUGUGUUAACUGUUACUUUAUAAUUGUUAAUUAUUACUACAAGUUUCAAAUGUGCUUUUUUGUGUAAUGUGGUGGAGAGAAUGAAGGGAAUAUAUGGUCAAACAAAUUGAGGUGAUACUCAAUUAUUUUUUGUUAUCUCUCUCUCAUCUCCAUCUUCUUAUGUGAGAUAAAUGAUUGCCUGUCUUUUAAAUAACCAGUUUGAGUGUUAAACUAUAUUUGUAUAUUUUGGGCAUUAUUUCAGAUCUGCAAUUCAUGGUAUAUCUUACUGGAACCUCCUCAGGGUAAUAUACUACAACUGAGAAACCCAAUGCUAUGGUGAAUCCCAGGCAACCUCUAGUCAUACAGUUAUUUACAGCAAACUUUGUUGUACUUAUUUUUAUGAAUGUAAAAACUAAAGCUUGUGAUCUUUUUAUGCUAAUUAAAAUUGUCU
Mobula hypostoma (lesser devil ray) is the source of this 4189-nucleotide messenger RNA. RefSeq names its product solute carrier family 36 member 1 (gene slc36a1). Bases 177 to 1604 code for a protein of 475 amino acids. The transcript is spliced from 12 exons. Lineage: Eukaryota; Metazoa; Chordata; Chondrichthyes; Myliobatiformes; Myliobatidae. Gene Ontology annotation, biological process: L-alanine transport; proline transmembrane transport; proton transmembrane transport. The record is from RefSeq and is a predicted model, not a curated record. Gene Ontology annotation, molecular function: glycine transmembrane transporter activity; L-proline transmembrane transporter activity; L-alanine transmembrane transporter activity.